This is a messenger RNA of Oreochromis niloticus (Nile tilapia), 11486 nucleotides long. It is a transcript of the gene kif13ba, whose product is annotated as kinesin family member 13Ba. The coding region runs from base 493 to 5916 and encodes 1807 amino acids. Gene Ontology annotation, biological process: microtubule-based movement. The transcript is spliced from 39 exons. NCBI's taxonomy places the organism in Eukaryota, Metazoa, Chordata, Actinopteri, Cichliformes, Cichlidae. The record is from RefSeq and is a predicted model, not a curated record. Gene Ontology annotation, molecular function: microtubule motor activity; microtubule binding; ATP binding.
GCGGAUGCUGCUCGGUGUUUGCAGCUCGACGCAAAGGGAGGACAGCAGAUUCCGUUGGGAAGCUGCAUAUCAUCGGCAGGCAGUUCUCAUCGGAUCAUUUCGCUUUUACUGACAGGUUAACGGUGUCACAUCUGGGAUGAAUUCAAUUAGGUGUGUAGCUCGUAGACUGGGUGUUGUUUUGGCAUGUUAUGGAGUGAAAUGCCUCCACGCCCCGGCGGAUCUAAAUUAGCCUGGAAUAUGAACAGAAGAAGAAAAUAAGCAGCAGCGGCGGCGGCGGCGGUGGUGGUGGAGGUGGCUGUCUUCCUGCAGGAUUUCACCCAGGCUUUUUGUUUUUUCCCAUGGACAUGCCUGGUCUGUGGAGCAAAGCUGAGAGAGGCUAGCCGGCCCAGAGUCCGGCUAGCGGAGCAUUCCUGAGUUUUGGAUGAUUGUUCAGCUGAAAGGCGGAUUUAUUUUGGACAAGCGCUGCUUUCCCUCCCCGGGUAAAGAGACAGCAUGGGGGAGCCGAGCCUGGACGACUCCAAUGUCAAGGUGGCUGUUCGUGUACGGCCCAUGAACAGGAGAGAAAAGGAAUUAAACACUAAAUGUGUUGUGGAAAUGGUGAAAAACCAGACGAUCCUCCAUCCUGCGGGAGGUAACCUUGGAAAAGGAGACUCUAGGAGUCAGUCCAAGGUUUUUGCCUACGAUUAUUGUUUCUGGUCCAUGGAUGAGACAGAUAAGGAAAAAUUUGCAGGUCAGGAGGUGGUGUUCCAGUGCCUUGGGGAAAGUCUUCUCCACAAUGCCUUCCAGGGCUACAAUGCCUGUAUAUUUGCCUAUGGACAAACUGGCUCGGGAAAGUCGUACACUAUGAUGGGCUCAGUGGAUCAGCCAGGGCUGAUACCUCGACUGUGCAGUGCUUUGUUUGAACGGACACAGAAGGAACAGCGGGAGGAGGAGAGCUUCACUGUUGAGGUCUCUUACAUGGAGAUCUACAAUGAGAAGGUCCGAGAUCUGCUCGAUCCCAAAGGGGGUAGGCAAACACUGCGGGUGAGAGAACAUAAAGUUUUGGGUCCAUACGUUGAUGGCCUGUCUCGACUAGCGGUGGCCAGCUACAAGGACAUUGAGUCUCUAAUGUCAGAGGGCAAUAAGUCACGCACUGUCGCUGCUACCAACAUGAAUGAGGAGAGCAGUCGAUCGCAUGCAGUCUUCAACAUUAUUCUCACACACACACUCAAAGAUUUAAAGUCUGGGACGAGUGGGGAAAAGGUGAGUCGGCUGAGCCUAGUAGACUUGGCUGGAAGUGAGCGAGCAGCAAAGACUGGAGCAGCAGGAGAGCGCCUGAAGGAAGGAAGCAACAUCAACAAGUCCCUCACAACUCUGGGUCUAGUGAUCUCAGCUCUGGCUGAACAAGGAACCGCCAAGAACAAGACCAAGUUUGUUCCUUACAGAGACUCUGUUUUGACAUGGUUACUGAAGGACUGCCUGGGAGGUAACAGUCGGACAGCAAUGGUUGCUACUGUGAGUCCAGCGGCAGACAACUACGAGGAGACGCUGUCGACACUACGGUAUGCCGACCGAGCGAAGAACAUAGUUAACCAUGCUGUUGUUAAUGAAGAUCCCAACGCUCGCAUCAUCAGGGAGCUCCGAGAGGAAGUAGAAAAACUACGAGUACAACUGACACAGGCAGAGUCUUUGAAAGCUCCAGAGCUGAAAGACCGUCUGGAGGAGUCCGAAAAGUUGAUUCAAGAGAUGACGGUCACAUGGGAGGAGAAGCUUCGCAAAACUGAGGAGAUUGCACAGGAGCGUCAGAAGCAGUUGGAGAGUCUGGGUAUUUCUCUUCAGUCUUCAGGGAUUAAAGUUGGAGACGAUAAGAGUUUUCUUGUCAACCUUAAUGCUGAUCCUGCACUCAAUGAACUACUUGUGUACUACCUGAAGGAACACACAAAAGUGGGCUCAGCAGACUCCCAGGACAUUCAGCUGUGCGGGAUGGGUAUCCAGGCAGAGCACUGUGUCAUUGACAUCACAGCAGAGGCAGCUGUGAUUCUCGCCCCCCACCGCAACGCUAGGACGUGUGUUAAUGGCUCUCCAGUAACCAGUGCUCUGCAACUCCACCAUGGGGACCGAAUCCUCUGGGGAAACAACCACUUCUUUAGGAUCAACCUGCCUAAGCGGCGCUCUCGGGCUGCUGAUGAUGAAGAGGGUGAAGGUGGCAUGAUGAAGAACAGUGGUAGCAGUGAGCAGCUGGAUGCAGAUGGUGAUACAGCCAGUGAAGUGUCCAGUGAAGUCAGCUUCUCGUAUGAGUUUGCCCAGACAGAGGUCAUGAUGAAAGCCCUGGGCAGCAAUGACCCCAUGCAGGUAGUCCUCCAAUCUCUGGAGAGGCAGCACGAAGAGGAGAAGCGUUCUGCUUUGGAGCGACAGAGGCAGAUGUACGAGCAGGAGCUCCAGCAGUUGCGUAAGAAGCUCAACCCAGAACGCCUGUCCACAGGUCAGUCUGGAGGGCCAACAAUUGGGCAGCAAGGUCCAGGACAGCAAUCUCACUAUCGCAGCAUGGAGAGGCUCAGUAUAGGAGGGAUGAGCCAUUCAAGCAGUGCUCAGAGCAGACUGAGGCAGUGGAGUGAGGACAGGGAGGCUGUGUUGGUGAGGAGUCUUCGGAGGUUGAGGGAGCAGAUAGUCAGGGCGAACCUCCUGGUACAAGAAGCCUGUUUCAUUGCAGAUGAGCUGGAACGGCACACCGAGUACCGAGUCACUCUGCAGAUCCCAUCAGACAACCUCAAUGCAAACCGCAAGAGGGAUGCAGUGCUCAGUGAACCAGCGAUUCAGGUUCGAAGACGGGGUCGGGGCAAACAGAUCUGGAGUUUGGAGAAGAUGGAGAACCGUCUGGUUGACAUGAGAGAGCUGUACCAGGAAUGGCAGGACUACCACUUAAAUCAUCCAGACGACCAGGUAAUGUGUUCAUAUUUCCGCCGAGCGGACCCGUUUUUUGACGAGCAAGAAAACCACAGCCUGAUCGGCGUCGCCAACGUCUUCCUUUCCUGUCUUUUCUAUGACGUCAAGCUGCAGUACGCUGUUCCCAUCAUCAACCAGAAAGGAGAGGUUGCAGGUCGCCUGCAUGUGGAGGUGGUAAGAGUUGGUGGGGGCUUAGAGGAUAACAUGGCUGGAGGAGAUGAGCCUGACAACAACCAAGACACUGAAGUUCAGGAUCGCAAACUGGUCUGCAUGAUUAAAAUCCUGCAGGCUACUGGUCUUCCUCAGUACCUGUCCAACUUCGUCUUUUGUCAGUAUUCUUUCUGGGACCAGCCCGAGCCUAUCAUCGUGGCUCCCGAAGUUGACACGUCAUCCUCAUCACCCAGCAACAAGGACCCACACUGCAUGGUGGUGUUUGACAGCUGCAAGGAGCUGGCUGUGUCCGUAACUGAGGAAUUUAUCGAGCACCUUACAGAAGGGGCAGUCGCCAUUGAGGUGUACGGACACAGACAGGCUGAUGCUGGAAGAAACCCCGCACUGUGGGACCUCAGCAUUAUCCAAGCUAAGACACGCACAUUACGAGACAGAUGGAGUGAGGUAACACGUAAGCUCGAGCUGUGGAUUCAAAUCCUGGAGAUAAACGAGAACGGAGACUUUGUUCCAGUGGAAGUGGUACCUGCCAGAGAUGUGCAGACCGGAGGAAUCUUCCAGCUUCGGCAGGGUCAGUCGAGAAGAAUCCAGGUGGACGUGCGCUCAGUUCAGGAUUCUGGCACUAUGCCCCUGAUCGCAGAGAUUGUGCUCGCUGUAUCAGUGGGCUGUGUGGAGAUCAGAAACACCACAGCAAACCAGGAAGCAGAUGAGAUGGAUAGUUAUCAGGAAAGAGACCUGGAACGGUUACGGGGGCAGUGGUUAGCUGCUCUCACCAAGAGACAGGAAUACCUUGAUCAGCACCUACAGAGCCUGGUUAGCAAAGCAGAAAAAACAGAAGAUGACAUGGAGAGGGAGGCGCAGCUGCUUGAAUGGCGUUUGACUCUAACUGAGGAGAGAAAUGCUGUAAUGGUGCCCUCUGCUGGCAGCGGCAUUCCUGGAGCACCUGCUGAAUGGGUUCCUCUGCCUGGUAUGGAGACUCACAUCCCUGUCCUCUUCCUGAAUCUCAAACCUGAUGACCUCAGCUCUCAAGACCAGUUUGAAGUUCCAGAGGCUGGAGGUUGGGAUGCUAUCUUGAAUGGAGAGGAUGAGGAUGACUUUUUUGACCUACAGAUCGUCAGACACUACGAUGGAGAGGUUAAAGCGGAGGCAUCAUGGGACUCCACUGUCCAUGAGUGUCCUCAGCUCAGUCGAGGGGGAUCGUGGCCUGAGCAGCGUGUCUAUCUGACCGUACGGGUGGUGGUCCAGCUCAGUCACCCUGCUGACAUGCAGCUGGUGCUGAGAAAAAGGAUCUGCGUCAAUGUUAGCCCGGGCCGCCAGGGAUUUGCCCACAACUUUCUCAGAAGGAUGUCAACCCGCAGCACCGUACCUGGCUGUGGGGUCACCUUUGAAGUGGUCUCCAACAUCCCUGGGGAUGCUCCUGGUUCAGAGGACAGGGAGAUGCUGGCCCGACUCGCUGCAAGCGCACACAACAGCCAGUCAGGCGAUGACGAGGCUGCCAUUGAGAAAUACCUCCGCAGUGUCCUGAGUCUGGAGAACAUUCUGACACUGGAUAGACUCAGACAGGAAGUGGCUGUGAAGGAGCAGUUGACUAGCAGAGGGAAGAGUAACAGACGGAGCAUAAGCUCUCCUUCUGUUAACAGGCUGUCUGGAAGUAGACAAGACCUGUCCACAACCUGCCUGCUGGAUGAUAAGGGUCGAUGGGAGAGUCAGCAGGAUAUCUUCAUGCCCUCUCAGUUUCCUCGCACCCUGCCCCGCCCAGCCUCCUCCCCUUCUACUUACUCCACCUCCCCCUCUUCAUCACCUACUCCCUUCGGCACUCCUCCACAGAACCAGGAACCAGAGCAAGGUCGUUCAGGACUUGCUGCCUCUUAUCUUUCAGUUAAGGCGCUGGUUCCCCAGAUGCCCAAACUGCUCAAGUCUCUGUUUCCAGUACGAGAUGAGAAGAAGGAGCUGAGACCUUCGCCGCACAACCAGCAGCAGCACGUGCCUCGUAUAGUGACCUCAUCAGGAGGGGACGACAACAAAGGCAAGACCGAGACGACUGCUAUUCUACGGCUCCCAGCCAAAGACAGACGGGCAGAGCUCCCAGAAGUCUCUCCUCUUCCUGUGCAUGACCCGCAUGACACCACCCCUCUCAGCCCCCUCAGCCAGUCGUCAAGCGGCUACUUCUCCGCUAGUGUUUCUACAGCUACCCUGUGUGACGUUCUCCAACCCUCCUCCUCAUCCUCCUCCCUCCUGGCUGCUGAGACCACGUUAUCCACAAACCCCCAGCAGCAGGGCGCUGACAGGAACGAUAUUGUGACCUCUCCUUCUCAGUUUGGUGCCAAGGUGUCAGUCGUCGCUUUGCCUGCUUCCCACAACUCAGCCAAUCACAAUAGCAUCACAUCCGACGUCUCCUCUGAACAGAAGCUGAUAAACGCGGGAGGAGGUGAAGGCUUUGAGAGACUAGAGAUCUUUGUGGAUGAUGAUGAGCGAGGUCGUGAAGACGUGCUGCCUGAUUGGCUGAUAGAAGGAGCAUAUGUUACAGUAGGGAACAAUAAGGCGGGGACGGUGCGCUACAUUGGGGUGACACAGUUUGCUGAAGGAGUUUGGGUGGGGGUGGAGCUGGACACUCCUAUAGGUAAGAACGACGGCUCCGUUGGAGGUCAGCGGUAUUUCCACUGUAAGCCGGGUUACGGGGUGCUGGUCCGCCCAAACCGGCUGUCCUCCCGCGAGCGGACCAGUCGGCAGACAGGGGAGUUUACCCCUUCUGCCCACGUCCCCAUCCUGCGAGGAGAAGCCAUUGUUGCACGCCGAGGGGAGAAUCGCAAAUCCUGGAGCAGCUGAGACAUGAAAACUAGGAGCCCCCAAUCAUCGUCGUCCUCCUCUCUUCUUUUCUCAGCUAUGCAACAGGCUCAUACUCUACAACUGACCUACUGCCUAACCUCCUACAGUUAGAAUCUACACUCACUGCAUCCAUUCAUAGAGUAUGGAUGGAUAUAGAAUAAACACGGUAAAGAGAACUUUCAAGAACAAUGCAAGUACGAUAAUGAAAGACUAUGCAGGAUAUUUGGAAUUACAUGGAAGGACUAGUUAUCAUGCGAGAAGAUGAUGCUACUUAAAUAGCAGUCAGUGGGAAGACUGCUGAGACUGAAUGAAAAGCAGAACUAUUUGGACCAGGAGUGAGGACUGAACCCUGCAGGCUGGAUGAUGCUUUCUUAGCUGAUAUACAGGGAUGCAAACAUGUGGCUUUUUUGUGGUCACACUGGGGUAAUUUGGUUGGGAGCAAGGUAUUUUUACAGUGGGAUGGAAGACUUUCAAAGGACAAGGCUAAUGGAUUUAUUGGCCCCAUCUUAUUAUUAUUUUUUUUGUUGUCGUUCAUCUUUCACAAUUAAUUGUCAGCCCAUAAUAGUUGUUAAAAGAAGUCAAAGGAUCUUAUUUGACCAUAAAGGUUUUAUAAAGCUGACUAUUAGGCAGUAAAGAUUGGCGUCACUUUUCUUUGACAUUUUAUUUAUUUAUCUCAGUUCCUGAGUACCACAAACCUCAAAUCAUAUUGUGGCAGUAGAUAUUUGCUGCGUUUUCACACUUGACAUGUUUGUAUCCCUGCAUAUGAUGCCUCUACUUGGUAGUCCAGAAUUUAACGCUACGGUUGCCACCUUCCUGAACUCUCCAGGUCCAAUUUGCAGACUGACUCUUUGACUCUCCCUCUUGGACUCCUUUUUUUCCCCAUUUUCUUUUGAAGAUUGAUCCUCCCAGAAUGUGCCUUCACCAUGGCUUGGUUUGCCUUUGUCUGUAUAUUUAACUCCUUGUAGCCGUGUUUGUGUUGAAGAGAAUGCCUUGUGCUAAGUGUGAGGUGAUCUCAGGGACUGCAGAGGGGAAAGCACAGUGUGUGUGUGUGUGUGUGUGUGUGUGUGUGUGUGUGUGUGUGUGUGUGUAAAUGUUGUACAGUGUUGCCCUGUGUGUAUGUUAAUGUUGUAGUCGUGAUGGUGUUAAAGAUUAGCUGCGUACAGCAGGAAUAGUCGUGACAAAGCCACUAUGAAACUGGGAGGCUUUAAAAGUUGAUUUUUGCACUGGAGACGUUGGAUAAGAAGCUUCUGUACGUGAACAGAACGUGUCUGUAGUUAAGAUGCAGCGACCAGAUAAGGUAACGAGAACAGGUUGGCUUUCUUUGGUGUAAUUUUUGUUUUGUUUGUUUCUUUGUUUCUUCCUUUUGUUUGUUUGGGUUUUUUAAUCCUUGUCAGCGUAUUCCCAUGUCCCUGUAAGUGACUGAUGAUAUCCGGACACCAGGAGGCACUGUUUGGGCAGCGCCUUAGUGCUGUGGAGGUGGAAAUGGGCAGAGUAUGUGCUGAGGAAAAGAAAGUGACUUAAGCUUGAGAGAAGGGUGAAUUUGCUUUUAUGCAUUUGAUCUUUUUAAAAAUAAGUUUUUAGUCCUUGUUUCUUUAUACUGACACAAAUGGGAGAACAAGCUAUGAGUACAUUUUGGGAAAGUGUUAAACCCAGAGGCAGUCCUGACUGAUCUGUGGAAGAACAUUUAAAAAUGAUAUGGUAGACAUGUGGAUUAUUACUUUUUUAAUUAGGUUUUAUGAAACAUUCCAGAGGGAUGAUGACAUUUUUACACUGAAUUUUAUUCUUAUGAUUUAAUGUGAUUUAAAUGCUUUUCAGUGCACCAAAGCACUGUUAGGAAUGAAGAUGGUAUAUGUGUUUGCAGUGCUUUUCCAAGUUAAAGGACACCUAUUAUGCUUUUACUCAUUUCUUGUAAUGUAUAUACUUUUACAGUGGUGAAUGAUCAUAUCUAACAUAAAUGUUUGCACAAGUAAUCCCUAUAAGCCAAAAUCUAAGGCUUUAAACUUCUCAAAAUGCUUUGUUUCAGACAGUUUUUAUAUUCUUGGCUCUAUAUGAUGUCAUUGAAAGUGGAUAAUCCCUCAUCAUCUCAGGUUAAUCUCAGGAGCCAAUCAGGAAAGGUGUUCUAAAGAGGAGGGGAACGGUGCUAAUUUCACUCGAUGAGUUGAGGGGCUGCACCGAGGCCAACUAUAAUAUAAAUAUGGGUUAUUUUGAUUAAGUUGUAAUUUAAUCUGUUACAUGAUGAAGUCCAAGGAGAAAAGCAAAAAUUUGAAACAUGUUAAAUCUGUUUAAGGAGUUAAAGUGUCGGCCUUUCUUUUUAAUUGUGACUCUCCCCCGAGUUUAUGCAGCUUUCACAAGAAGCCUGACAAAAGGAUGGUAUUCCAACAUGAUAAGUGAUACAAAGAAAGAAUAAAAAUCCUGAAAAGGAGCAUAAUAGGUCUCCUUUAAAGGGCCAGUUCAGUUCACAUUGAAAAGUUUUACUACCUGUGAAAAUGUCCUGUAGCUCUGAGGCGGAGCUUCAUACACCUGAGCAAAUGACACUUUUCCAUAAAUUUAUACCGUGAAGCCACAGAGGCAUUAAUGUCGUGGUGAGGCUCUAAUAAAAGCUGCUACUGAGUUGCAUUAUGGGAGAUGUUUUUUGGAGGAUUCUGGAGUUUUGUUGGCUUUUGCUUUUUUAAUUUAGCCGGUUAGGCUACACUAAAUCUCUGGAGUAAUGUCGAGACUGAGGUGAGGAAGUGUUCAGUUUGUCUCAGAGAGGGAGGAUGAAGCACGACCAGAUGGUUUUGAAGGUGGAAAAUAAUUAAUUUUGAACGUUCUUGGGAUAUUUUAGCUCUAUGGCUCCUUUAAAAGAGCCUCCCGAUGAUCACGAUAAUGAACCUGAAUAUGUUUUAUUGAAGGCUGAGGCAGGUUUUUGGUGUCUGUAAUGGUUUUCAGGUUCCUGAUGUUGAUGAUGGAACAGUUAUCUGGAUUACUGUGUGCCUAUACUGUAAACACACUAUGUCUGAACACUAUCGUCUUUAUGGGUCCAUCGGUGAAGUUACUAUUUAUGUUUAAAUGCUUGUGUGCACGCAGUGAUCUCACACAAGCUGGUAAAGCCUUUUUAUUUGAAUAAAUAAAUGUUGCACAAAUGAUUUAAUUAAAAUCGCUGCUAUUAGCGUUGUAAAUUUACCUGUAAAUGGAUCAGUUGAUUACUCGUGUGUCUUACUGUAUGAUAGAUUGGAUCUCAGUAGUAGUGUUUAAUUCCCGAAUUAACAAACAAAACUAAAGUCCGUGCUCCUGGUUCAGUGGCCAAUAUAUUUUUGUGACUUAGUAAAAUUCCUACAAAUGAGGCACUUUGUCGUAUGAGCCUUGAAGAAGAGAUGGGCAGGAUAUUUUCUGGGUGAAGAAUCACUUCUGUAUAGGAAACUCUAAUUGAAAUAUAAGAUGAGGCUCCACAGUCUGUUUUAUUGUCUGUGUAUUUAUUGUCUGGCCAUAAAGUCCAGACCUCUGGAGUCCUCUGAUUGGUUAGUUUCUGCCUGGUGUGUCAUUAGUUAGCAGGUUGUGAAGUGCUCUGUAGGUUAGUUUUCAAUAAUGUGGUCUGUAACAGUUCGGUGGUAAUAAAGGAAGUGUUCCUGUGUGCGUUUGUGUGUGUGGGUGAGUGUUGAGUGCACCUGUCUCUGAUUCAGUUGUGUCUUCGAGUCGUUGCCAAGAUGGGAAAACAACCGUCAGCGGCCGUUUCACGUACAUUUCCUGGGAUUUCAGCAUAGAGCGGCAAGCCUUCGCCCUCGCUGCUCUACUGGCAAAAAUGCAAAAAUACUAAUUCCCGUCUCUGCGGCCGGCAGACUUUCCCGUCCUGGUCUCUGCUCUGCUUUGUGGGUUUGAGAUCACUUCAGGCUUCUGGAUGUUCUUUUAUGUUGUUGUGCCUCAGAAUCCAUGUGACCAUGUAUCUUCCACACACUGUUUUCAUAUCAACGCUUCAAUUCAUUUGCACAAACGCCUCCAGAGGGAAUUGAAGACUUAAUUUCUGGAAUUAUUGUGCAUGUAAGAAGAAGAAUACAAACUGUUUUGUUUGUUUGGGGGUUUUUUUAAAGAUGAAGUGGGGUUUUUUGUUUCAGAUUACCUGUUUUCCUUCUCCUUCUCCUAGUAUGAUUAUUUAAGUUUACUCACUGCUUUCCUCCCAGAAGUGAAAAUGUAGAGCUAAGCAGAGCUAGGCUCAAAUGGACUUCUCUUCCAGCACGAUUUCCUGUUUAACUCCUCAUAGCAGCGGAUCAAGUGUGAUGAGAGCAUAAAGCAGAUAAGAAUACAGCUCUGUAGACUGCAGGAUGCUCAAGAUCCACAUGUUAACAAGAGUCUUUUUUUUAUUUUUUAAACUCAUCCAAACAGCAAUUACUAACACUAGACUUCCUUUUGUUCAGUUCUUCUUUAAUAUUCUAGCUUCAAUUCAAUGGGCUCCAUCUCUGCUGCAGUAGCGUUAUAGAGAUUAGAGGUAGAGAUUGUUUCCAUGACACUACCAUCAGGACCACAUUUAAUUCUAUCAUGUGAUAUGAAUCCAAGCAUAGCCGUCUGUGCUCACAGUUUCUUUUUUUAAGGUUUUUUUUUUUUUUUGCUUUUAUUUUGCUCACUUUCAGUCCCAUGUCUUUGCAUCGUCUGUCGUACUGCCUGCAGCUGCAUGCCGAGUAUAGGAUCACUGGUUUGGAGCAACACCCCGCCUGCCUUAAUGUGGCCUUCAACCUGGAGCCAGACUAGUUUCAGCAGCAACAAUCUCUGCUCUGCUCUGUACUAAACUCAGCAGUAUUCAAAAGGGUCAUUCCAAAACCACAGAAAGCCAGUCUGGUUUAAUUUUUAAUGGCUUGGUCUGCAGGAGCUGUCAGGUUUAUUACUCUCUUCAAGUUAAAGGAAGGCUAAUGUGUCGCCUCCUAGUGGGUACCAUGCCUGACUUCCUCACAGGGAAUUUUCUAUUUAGCUAGACAGUGAAAUUUAACCCACCACUGCCCUGCAGCAGCAACCUAACAGCUACUUGGGAUCAAAUCGCAUCUUCGAAAUUGUAUUUUCUUGGACUUGUGUUGGACAGAAGCAUAUUUUCCUGCCUGGGUAGUUAGUUUUCACCUUGAAACUACCUCUGGCCUUGCUUAUGCCACCUCCUGCUCCGAGGCCCUUUUAUAGUUUUUUUUUGUUGUUGUUGUUGUUGUUGUUUUUUUACAGCCUUUCACUGCUGGCAGCAAGUUCCUCUUUUCUGUGCUAGCAUAAACGGCACAAAUGAGCAAUAUGAGGGCAUCAGGCGAUGCAUUGCCGCCUUGAUGCAUGUGCAUCAUUUAAGAUGCAACUUCUGCUGGUGUAUUUUAAAGGCUGUUAUCAAUAUUCCUCUGAGGUACCAGCUGCCAUAUUUUUACCGAGCUGAGCGAUUGGUGCUUGCCGAGUCAGAGAGUUUACUCCUCUUGUUACUCCUGCAAAAAACAACAACAAAAAAAUUCUUUUCAGUCGUGUAUGUUUUAACCCAUUCAGCUGAAAAUAUUUAAAUAUUCAAGUGUUUGUUUAUUGGGCUUCAGCCUGGUCAGCAGUAUUAAUAAAGGCCAUCUAUCAUCUUAACUAAUCAUUAA